UCUCGCCGGCGACGGCGCUGCGUCACGGACCUUCGGGCGGCGCGCUCCCGAGACGACGGAGGCCGCUGCGGCCUCGGCGCUGGCGUUCGUUACCCAGAGCCUAGUCGGCGGCACGAUGAGGCGCAGUAAGGCCGACGUAGAGCGAUACAUCGCUUCGGUGCAGGGCUCUGCCCCGUCACCCCGGGAGAAGUCAAUGAAAGGAUUCUAUUUUGCAAAGCUGUAUUAUGAAGCUAAAGAAUAUGAUCUUGCUAAAAAAUAUAUAUCUACAUAUAUUAAUGUGCAAGAAAGGGAUCCCAAAGCUCACAGAUUUCUCGGUCUUCUUUACGAAGUGGAGGAAAACAUAGAGAAAGCUGUUGAAUGUUACAAGCGUUCAGUGGAAUUAAACCCAACACAGAAAGAUCUUGUGUUGAAGAUUGCAGAAUUGCUCUGUAAAAAUGACGUUACCGAUGGAAGAGCUAAAUACUGGGUUGAACGAGCAGCUAAACUUUUUCCAGGAAGUCCUGCAAUUUAUAAACUAAAGGAACAGCUUUUAGAUUGUAAAGGUGAAGAUGGAUGGAAUAAACUUUUCGACUUGAUUCAGUCAGAACUUUAUGCAAGGCCUGAUGAUGUACAUGUGAACAUCCGACUGGUGGAGCUGUAUCGCUCCAACAGCAGGCUGAGGGAUGCUGUGGCCCACUGCCACCAGGCUGAGAGAAACACAGCCCUGCGCUCAAGUUUAGAGUGGAAUUCCUGUGUGGUACAGACCCUUAAGGAAUACCUGGAAUCUUCACAGUGUUUGGAGUCUGAUAAAAAUAACUGGCGAACAACCAGUCAGGACUUACUUAUAGCCUAUGCUAACCUGAUGGUUCUCACGCUGUCCAUGAGAGAUGCGCAGGAGAGCAGAGAAUUACUGGAGAGUUUCGAUAGCGCUCUUCAGUCUGUGAAGUUUUGUGCAGGUGGAAACGAGGAUCUCUCAGCUACGUUCCUGGAAGUGAGAGGACAUUUCUACAUGCAUGCUGGGUCGCUGCUGCUAAAGAUGGGCCAACACAGUGACGUGCAGUGGCGCGCGCUCUCGGAGCUGGCUGCGCUCUGCUAUCUCAUAGCCUUCCAGGUUCCAAGACCAAAGACUAAAUUAAUAAAAGGAGAAGCUGGACAAAGUCUACUGGAAAUGAUGGCCUAUGAUCGUCUGAGCCAAUCAGGGCAUAUGCUGCUAAACUUAAGUCGUGACAAGCAAGACUUUUUAAAAGAGGUUGUAGAAUCCUUUGCCAACAGGAGUGGGCAGUCAGCUUUGUAUGACGCUCUGUUUUCUCGUCAGUUACCUAAGGAUAACUCUUUCCUUGGUAAUGAUGAUAUUGGAAGCAUUGAUGUACAAGAACCGGAUCCUGAUGAAUUGGCUAGAUAUGAUGUUGGUGCUAUUCGGGCACAUAAUGGUAGUCUUCAGCACCUCACCUGGCUUGGCUUACAGUGGAAUUCAUUACCUACCUUACCUGCAGUUCGAAAAUGGCUAAAACAGCUUUUUCAUCAUUUGCCCCAGGAAACCUCAAGACUUGAAACAAAUGCACCUGAAUCAAUAUGUAUUUUAGAUCUUGAAGUAUUUCUGCUUGGAGUAAUAUAUACCAGCCACUUACAGUUAAAGGAAAAGUCUAAUUCUCACUGCAGCUUCUAUCAGCCUCUGUGCUUGCCACUGCCUGUGUGUAAACAGCUUUGCACAGAAAGACAGAAAGCAUGGUGGGAUGCAGUUUGUAAUCUAAUCCACAGAAAAGCAGUACCUGGGACCUCAGCAAAAUUGCGACUUCUAGUUCAGCGUGACAUAAACACUCUACGAGGCCAGGAAAAAACUGGCCUUCAGCCUGCUCUGCUCGUGCACUGGGCAAAAUGCCUUCAGAAAACGGGCUGUGAUCUUAAGUCUUUUUAUGAUCAACGAGAAUACAUAGGCAGAAGUGUUCAUUACUGGAAAAAGGUUUUACCAUUGUUGAAGAUGAUCAAGAAGAAGAGCAGCAUCCCUGAGCCUGCUGACCCUCUGUUCAGGCAUUUCCACAGUGCAGACAUUCAGGCAUGUGAAAUUGGUGAAUACGAAGAUGAAGCACACGUAACAUUCGCUAUGUUGGAUGUAGUUAAUGGAAAUAUAGACGAUGCUAUGGCUGCUUUUGAAUCUAUUAAUAACGUCGUUUCUUAUUGGAAUCUUGCACUGCUUUUUCACAGAAAAGCAGAAGACAUUGAUAAUGAUGUGCUUUCUUCUGAAGAACAAGAAGAAUGCAAAAAUUACCUGAGAAAGACCAGGGACUACCUGAUAAAGAUUUUAGAUGACUGUGAUUCAAAUCUGUCAGUAGUUAAGAAAUUGCCUGUGACCCUGGAAUCUGUGAAAGAGAUGCUUAAUUUAGUCAUGCAGGAGCUUGAUGAGUUCAGUGAAGGAGCGCCUCUUCAUAAAAAUGGGUCUUUGCGAAAUGCAGAUUCAGAAAUAAAACACUCGACUUCAUCUCCCACCAAAUUCUCUCCAUCACCAAAUAGAAGUUAUAAGUAUUCUCCCAAAACACCACCUCAGUGGGCAGAAGAUCAAAAUUGCUUAUUGAAAAUGAUCUGCGAACAGGUGGAGGCCAUUAAGAAAGAAAUGCAAGAGUUGAAACUAAAUAGCAGUAGCUCAGGGUCCCCUCAUCGUUGGCCUCCAGAGAAUUAUGGACCAGACCCAGUGCCUGAUAGUUAUCAGGGGUCACAGAAUUUUCACGGGGCCCCACUGACAGUUGCAACUACUGGCCAUUCAGUAUGUUAUAGUCAGUCACCAGCAUAUAAUACCCAGUAUCUACUCAGACCAGCAGCUAAUGUUACUCCCACAAAGGGGCCGGUUUAUGGCAUGAACAGGCUUCCACCUCAGCAGCACGUCUACGGCUACCCCCAGCAGAUGCACACACCGCCCGUGCAGAGCUCAUCAGCGUGCAUGUUCUCUCAAGACAUGUAUGGCCCCCCGUUGCGUUUUGAGUCUCCUGCGACAGGAAUUCUGUCACCCAGGGGUGAUGAUUACUUUAAUUACAAUGUUCAACAGACAAGCACAAAUCCACCUUUGCCAGAACCAGGUUAUUUUACAAAACCUCCACUUGCAGCACAUGCUUCAAGGUCUGCAGAACCUAAGGUUUUAGAAUUUGGAAAAACCAGUUUUGUUCACCCGGUGCCUGGUGAAGGAAUGAGGCCAUCUCUGGCAGCACCUGCACAUACAACACAGCCGACUCCUUUCAAAUUUAAUUCAAAUUUCAAGUCAAAUGAUGGUGACUUCACGUUUUCCUCACCACAGGUUGUGGCACAGCCCCCUGCUACGACUUACAACAAUAAUGAAAGCCUCUUAGGUCUGCUGACUUCAGAUAAACCUUUGCAGGGAGAUGGGUACAGUGGACCAAAAGCUGCUCAAAACAUGGGACCUCGAAAUACGUUCAAUUUUGGAAGCAAAAAUGUGCCUGGAAUUUCAUUAACUGAGAACAUGGGUACAAAUCAGCCAAAGAAUUCUGGUUUUCGACGCAGUGAUGAUAUGUUUACUUUCUACAGCCCAGGGAAAUCACUGUUUGGAGUGCCUGCCACAGAGCCGGCCAGCAAGGGUCACGAUGCUGACGGGGGAAGUGCACAGGGGGACGAGGAGGAUGAUGGCCCUCACUUUGAACCCGUGGUGCCUCUUCCUGAUAAGAUCGAAGUGAGGACUGGUGAGGAGGAUGAGGAGGAGUUCUUCUGCAAUCGUGCAAAGUUGUAUCGCUUCGAUGCAGCAUCCCGAGAGUGGAAGGAGCGUGGAAUCGGCAAUGUUAAGAUCCUCAGGCACAAAACCUCCGGUAAAAUCCGCCUGCUCAUGAGACGUGAGCAGGUGCUGAAGAUCUGUGCAAAUCACUAUAUCAGCCCAGACAUGGCCCUUGCCCCUAAUGCCGGCUCAGACAGGUCCUUUGUGUGGUAUGCUCUGGACUAUGCUGAUGAGUCGCCCAAACCAGAGCAGCUGGCCAUUAGGUUCAAGACGCCUGAGGAGGCAGCCCUUUUCAAGUGCAAGUUUGAAGAGGCCCAGAGCCUGUUGAAAGCCUCAGGAGCAAAUGUAGCCACAACCACCCAUCAGGCCACGAGAACUAUAAAAGAACCCACAGGUCAUGACAGUAAGGAUAUUGACAAAUCUGAUGGCAUAACUAUGAAUUUUGAAUUUCAGGUUGCAAAGAAAGAAGGGUCUUGGUGGCAUUGCAACAGCUGCUCACUGAAGAACAUGGCAACUGCUAAGAAGUGUAUAUCCUGCCAGAAUCUAAACCCAGGCAGUAAGGAGCUUCUCGGCCCACCAUUAGUUGAAACUGUCUCAGCUCCUAAACCCGGCUCAGAACAUACACUUGGUAGAUCUGCUCUGGUGACUCUAAAGAAGGAAGGGCACUGGGACUGUGGUGUUUGUUUAGUGAGAAAUGAACCCACUGUGUCUCAAUGCAUUGAAUGUCAGAGUAAAAAGCCUGCCAGCAAAAGUGGAUCUCCACUUGUUAAGCAACCUUCCUUUAAAUUUGGCCAGGGAGAUCUUCCUAAGGCUGCCAGCAGUGAUUUCAAAUCCGUUUUUUCAGUAAAGGAGGGACAGUGGGAUUGCAGUGUUUGCUUGAUAGCAAAUGAAGGAAGUUCUGUGAAAUGUGAGGCUUGUCAGACUCCACGGAAACAAAGUUCACCUGCCUUCGCUGCCCCAGCACCUCCCUCGUUAAAGUUUGGUACUUCAGAGACAAGCAAGGCUCCAAAGAGUGGAUUUGAAGGCAUUUUCACCAAGAAGGAGGGACAGUGGGAUUGCUCAGUGCAAAAUGAGGCCAGCACGGCCGAGUGUGUGGCCUGUCAGAACCCAGGUCAGAAUCCGCCAGCUUCUGCUGCUCCAGCACCUGCUUCUUCAGAGACUGGCAAGGCUCCAAAGAGUGGACUUGAGCUGUUCGCCAAGAAGGAGGGACAGUGGGAUUGCAAUGUUUGCAUGAUACGAAAUGAAGGAAGUUCUCCAAAAUGUGUGGCUUGUGGUGCCUCUAACCCAACCCAGAACCCUGCUGCAGAAGUGCCUCUCACUUUCCCUGUGGGCUCCACAGCUGAGGCAGGUAACUCCUGUGCAAGUCAGACAGGAACAGGAUUUAAGAGUAACUUUUCAGAAAAAGCCUUUAAGUUUGCCAAUGCAGAACAGGGAUUUAAAUUUGGGCAUGUGGAUCAGGAAAAUGCACCUUCAUUUAAAUUUCAGAGUUCUUCUAAUACAGACUCUAAAUCAGCAAAGGAAGGAUUUAGUUUUUCUGUCCCUGUGUCUGCUGGUGGGUUUAAAUUUGGCAUUCAAGAGACAGAAAAUCAGGAGAAGACUACUGAGAAGUCCUUUGGCGAGGAUACUGGUGGUCAGGCUCAGGACGCUGGUGGUCAGAAAAACGGGAGUACUGUGAUCUUUGGUCAGACUGGCAGCACUUUCACCUUUGCAGAUCUUGCCAAGUCAAAUUCAGGAGAAGGGUUUCAGUUUGGCAAAAAAGACCCCAAUUUCAAGGGAUUUUCAGGUGCUGGAGAGAAGUUAUUCUCAUCACAAAGUAGUAAACUAGCUGAUAAAGCGGACGCUUGUGCUGACCAUGAGAAAGAUGAUGAUGCCUAUAAGACCGAGGACAGUGACGACAUCCAUUUUGAACCAGUCGUCCAGAUGCCUGAGAAAGUGGAGCUGGUCACAGGAGAGGAAGAUGAGAAAGUUCUUUACUCACAGCGGGUGAAAUUAUUUAGGUUUGAUGCUGAGAUAAGUCAGUGGAAAGAAAGGGGCUUGGGGAACUUAAAAAUCCUCAAAAACGAAGUCAAUGGCAAACUGCGGAUGCUGAUGCGGAGAGAACAGGUGCUAAAGGUGUGUGCCAACCACUGGAUCACCACCACCAUGCACCUAAAGCCCCUGUCCGGCUCAGACAGGGCUUGGAUGUGGUUGGCCAGUGACUUUUCUGAUGGCGAUGCCAAACUGGAGCAGCUGGCGGCAAAAUUCAAGACACCUGAACUGGCUGAAGAAUUCAAGCAGAAAUUUGAGGAAUGCCAGCGACUUCUGUUAGACAUUCCCCUGCAGACUCCCCAUAAGCUUGUGGAUACUGGCAGGGCGGCCAAGUUAAUACAGAGAGCGGAAGAAAUGAAGAGUGGGCUAAAAGAUUUCAAGACGUUUUUGACGAACGAUCAGACAAAAGUCAGUGAGGAAGACAGUAAGGAUUCCAGAGCAGGAGCUGCCACUGCUGCCGAUGUCAGUGGCACGCCAAACACUGAGACCACGGGGCCCACCCUGGAGUGGGACAACUAUGACCUCAGGGAGGACGCCCUGGACGACAGCGUGAGCAGCAGCUCUGUGCACGCCUCCCCGCUGGCCAGCAGCCCCGUGAGGAAAAAUCUCUUCCGCUUUGGCGAGUCCACCACUGGCUUUAACUUCAGCUUCAAGUCUGCUCUGAGCCCGUCCAAGUCCCCUGGCAAGUUGAAUCAGAGUGGGGCCUCAGUGGGCACGGACGAAGACUCUGAUGUCACUCAGGAGGAGGAGAGAGACGGACAGCACUUCGAGCCUGUUGUCCCUUUGCCUGAUCUAGUCGAGGUGUCCAGUGGGGAAGAAAACGAACAAGUUGUUUUUAGUCACAGAGCCAAACUCUACAGGUAUGAUAAAGAUGCUGGUCAGUGGAAAGAAAGAGGCAUUGGCGAUAUAAAGAUUUUACAGAACUACGAAAACAAGCAAGUUCGUAUAGUGAUGAGAAGGGACCAAGUAUUAAAACUUUGUGCCAACCACAGAAUAACUCCAGACAUGACUUUGCAAAAUAUGAAAGGGACCGAAAGAGUGUGGGUGUGGACUGCAUGUGAUUUUGCAGAUGGAGAAAGAAAAAUAGAACAUUUAGCUGUUCGUUUUAAACUACAGGAUGUUGCAGACUCAUUUAAGAAAAUAUUUGAUGAAGCAAAAGUGGCCCAAGAAAAAGAUUUUUUGAUAACCCCUCACGUUGCUCGUUCGACCACUCCCAGGGAGUCACCUUGUGGGAAAAUGGCUGUCGCUGUGCUGGAAGAAACCACCAGAGAACGAACUGAUUUGUCUCAGGGUGAUGAUGCAGCAGACACAACCUCAGAAGUUGGCGGGGUGUCUGGCACCCCUGAAACAACAACAAAAGCAGUAGUUUCACCCCCAAAGUUUGUAUUUGGUUCUGAGUCUGUUAAAAGCAUUUUUAGCAGUGAAAAGUCAAAACCAUUUGCAUUUGGCAACAGUUCUGCUACUGGAUCUUUGUUUGGAUUUAGUUUUAACACACCUCUGAAAAAUAACAGUAGUGAAGCCAGUUCAGCAGCCCAGAGUGGAUCUGAGAGAAAAGUGGAACCUGGUGGUCGCCAGGAGUCACAGAACUCUGAUCUCAAACCGGCUUCCGACGGCAAAGUCAAAAACACCUCUCCUGCUUUUCUGAAGGAGCAGUUCUCAACCAGCCACACAUUUAAAACUCCAGAAAAGGGAUUUAAUUUUAGCCUUUUUAAAUCUAAUCCAAUGGCUUUUUGGACCAGCACCCCUUCCUCCCAGCCUGAGAACAGAGUGGAAGAGAGGAAAAAACCUGAGGAUCUUCCCUCUGAUGAUGAUGUUCUCAUUGUGUAUGAGCUAACCCCGACCCCUGAGCAAAGAGCUCUUGCAAGCAGACUUCAGCUUCCCCCCACAUUUUUCUGCUAUAAGAACAGGCCAGACUACGUCAGCGAAGAGGAGGAAGACGAUGAAGAUUUCGACACAGCUGUCAAGAAACUCAAUGGAAAACUGUAUCUGGAUGACUCAGAAACAUGUAGACUGUCAGAAGAAAAUCUAGCAGAUAAUGAGAAAGAAUGUGUUAUUGUUUGGGAAAAGAAGCCAACAGUUGAAGAGAAGGCAAAAGCAGACACUCUGAAGCUUCCGCCUACGUUUUUUUGUGGUGUCUGCAGUGACACUGAUGAGGACAAUGGAAAUGUGGAAGACUUUCAGUCAGAGCUUCAGAAAGUGCAGGAGGCACAAAAAUCCCAGGACAAGAACAUAGCUAGCUCAGCCGAUGGUAUGUGUACAGAUGACACUAAAGUGACUGUGCCAUUUUCGUGUAAAUCUGAAGAGCCAGAGUUUACUACCAAAUCUGUUAGUUCACCAUCAGUUUCUUCUGGAACUGUUGACAAACCUGUGGAUUUAUCUACUAGAAAGGAAAAUGAUGGAGAUUCUACAAGCCAAGUGGAAAGCAAAACAGUUGCAUUUGGAUUCGGAAGUGGCACAGGGCUGUCAUUUGCGGACUUGGCUUCCAGUAACUCUGGGGAUUUUGCUUUUGGAUCCAAAGAUAAAAAUUUCCAGUGGGCAAAUACUGGAGCAGCGGUGUUUGGAUCACAGUCAACCAGUAAAGUUGGCGAAGCUGAAGAUGGUAGUGAUGAAGAGGUAGUUCAUAAUGAAGAUAUCCAUUUUGAACCAAUAGUGUCACUACCAGAGGUAGAAGUAAAAUCUGGAGAAGAAGAUGAAGAAAUUUUAUUUAAAGAGAGAGCCAAACUUUACAGGUGGGAUCGAGAGGUCAGUCAGUGGAAGGAGCGUGGGGUUGGAGACAUGAAGAUCCUCUGGCACACUGUGAAGAAUUACUAUCGGAUUCUGAUGAGAAGAGACCAGGUGUUCAAAGUGUGUGCGAACCACGUCAUCACCAAGACGAUGGAACUGAAACCCUUGAAUGUUUCCAACAACGCUUUAGUUUGGACUGCCUCAGAUUAUGCUGAUGGAGAAGCCAAAGUGGAACAGCUUGCAGUGAGAUUUAAAACUAAAGAAAUGGCUGAUUGUUUCAAGAAAAAAUUUGAAGAAUGUCAACAGAAUUUAUUGAAACCCCAGAAAGGACAGUUAUCAUUGACAGCAGAGUUCUCAAAGGAGACAAAUCCUGUGGUGUUUUUUGACAUUUGUGCAGAUGAUGAGCCCCUGGGACGUAUAACCAUGGAAUUAUUUUCAAACAUUGUUCCUAAAACUGCUGAGAACUUCAGAGCACUGUGCACUGGAGAGAAGGGCUUUGGUUUCAAGAGCUCCAUAUUCCACAGGGUGAUUCCAGAUUUUGUUUGCCAAGGAGGAGAUAUCACAAAACAUGAUGGAACAGGAGGACGGUCCAUUUAUGGAGAUAAAUUUGAAGAUGAAAAUUUUGAUGUGAAACAUAUAGGUCCUGGUUUACUAUCGAUGGCCAGUCGAGGCCAGAACACCAAUAAUUCUCAAUUUUUCAUAAUGCUGAAAAAAGCAGAACAUUUGGACUUUAAGCAUGUAGUAUUUGGGUUUGUUAAAGAUGGUAUGGAUACUGUGAAAAAGAUUGAAUCAUUUGGUUCUCCUCAAGGGUCUGUUAGUCGAAGAAUUAUCAUCACAGAAUGUGGACAGAUAUAAAAUCAUUGUUUUCCAUAGUAAAUUUUACCUGUAUAAAAGUUGAAUUGAGGCCUAGCUGUUUUGACAACAUGGUAAUUAUGUUCAGCUUUUGAAAAUGGACGUUUCCAAUGUACAAAUGUAAAAUUGCAGCUUAUAGCUGUUGUCACUUUCUAAUGUGUUAUAAUUGACCUUGCAUGGUGUGAAAUAAAAGUUUAAACACUGGUGUA
Molecule: messenger RNA, 9504 nt
Organism: Cervus elaphus (red deer)
Lineage: Eukaryota; Metazoa; Chordata; Mammalia; Artiodactyla; Cervidae
Gene: RANBP2
Product: RAN binding protein 2
Exons: 30
Coding region: 116-9298 (3060 amino acids)
Biological process (GO): protein folding; NLS-bearing protein import into nucleus; protein peptidyl-prolyl isomerization
Cellular component (GO): cytoplasm; nuclear pore
Molecular function (GO): protein binding; peptidyl-prolyl cis-trans isomerase activity; GTPase activator activity
Source: RefSeq, a predicted model, not a curated record